Messenger RNA from Tricharina praecox, 1332 nucleotides. RefSeq names its product Ribokinase-like protein. Gene Ontology annotation, biological process: D-ribose metabolic process. Lineage: Eukaryota; Fungi; Ascomycota; Pezizomycetes; Pezizales; Pyronemataceae. The transcript has a single exon. The coding region runs from base 132 to 1082 and encodes 316 amino acids. Gene Ontology annotation, molecular function: ribokinase activity. The record is from RefSeq and is a predicted model, not a curated record.
GUAUCAUGUGAGCACGCACGCUAUUACACCAAGUUGCCAACGACCAAUCCAACGUUCAUAUUGAUAUCUAUCUCAUCUUCUUUCCCACCUUUGCUCCGUCCAGAGCACCCGCAGCCAUACCACUCGCCACAAUGUCGCCCGCCAUCCUCAUAAUCGGCAGUCUCAACACCGACCUCGUGUCGACGACGCCGCGUCUCCCCGCGCUGGGCGAAACCCUGACCUCAUCAGGCUUCAGCAUCGCGCCUGGUGGCAAAGGCGCGAACCAAGCAGUAGCGUGCGCGCGGCUCUCGUCGCGCUCCUCGCUGGACGUGCGCAUGUGCGGUGCCGUCGGCACGGACGCGUUCGCGGCGCUGCUCGCGGACGAGCUCGCGGCGUCGGGCGUCGACACGGAACUUGUGCGUGCGGUGGACGGCCCCACUGGCACCGCCGUCAUCAUUGUUGAUGAGGCGAGCGGCGAGAAUAGAAUCCUUAUUCAUCCUGGCGCUAAUGGCGCGGUGAGUGUGCGCUCGUUGGUGGAGCGGGAGAAAGCGUUGUGGGAUGGUGUGGAACUGCUGGUGCUGCAGUUGGAGGUGCCGGUGGAAACGGUGGUCUGGGCGCUCAUGCAGGCGAGUAGGAGGGGCGUCAAGACGGUUUUUAAUCCGGCGCCUGCGUUGGCGGAAGGAUUGGAAGGCUGCUGGGGGAACGUUGGGUGGUUGGUUGUUAAUGAGACGGAGGCGGCGAUAUUGACUGGGGUGGAGGUGCAGGAGUUGGAUAAGAAUGAGGGCGUGGUGAAGGCUGCUGAUGGGUUGAAAGCGAAGGGGUGUGGUGCCGUGGUCGUGACGCUGGGUGGGAGAGGCUGUUAUUGGUGUGAUGGGGCGAGCAACAGUGGCUGGCAGGGCGUCACGGUGAAGAGGGAGGGGGUGGUAGAUACUACCGGCGCUGGGGAUACGUUUGUGGGUGCCUUGGCGGUCGCUCUGAUGGAGGGUAAGACUACUGAGGAGGCAGUCAAAUGGGCGGGCAGGGCGGCCGGGGCAGCGGUCAAGAAGCGGGGAGCUAUGGGUGGGGUCCCAUGGCGGCACGAGGUCGAGGCGAUUGCAGUGUAACCAAUUGCUUCUAUCACUAAUGUUCAUACAUUCCAAUACAUAUCACAAAUCAUUAAUCAUCACGCCCAUUCCAUCCCUCCAUCCAACCUACAGCUUCGUCAAAGCCGGUGUUCCUUCAGCUCUCGGCGCGGAGAACUUGGUCUCCACGAACACCUUCAUAAUCCCAUCCUCCUCUUUCCUGGCAUCGAACCGCUUGUACAACUCGGCCAUAUCAUCGAGCGAGACACGGUGGGUCAGCAUGAUUCCAGGG